Messenger RNA from Carassius gibelio (silver crucian carp), 568 nucleotides. RefSeq names its product protein phosphatase 2, regulatory subunit A, beta b (gene ppp2r1bb). The coding region runs from base 89 to 568 and encodes 159 amino acids. The transcript is spliced from 5 exons. Gene Ontology annotation, cellular component: cytoplasm; protein phosphatase type 2A complex. Gene Ontology annotation, molecular function: protein phosphatase regulator activity. The record is from RefSeq and is a predicted model, not a curated record. Gene Ontology annotation, biological process: protein dephosphorylation. NCBI's taxonomy places the organism in Eukaryota, Metazoa, Chordata, Actinopteri, Cypriniformes, Cyprinidae.
GUUGGGUGUUUUCCCAUCAGCCCGCGCGGCGAGCGGAAGUCAAGCAGCACAACGCCAAACGCCUCUGCAGUGAAUCUCCAAAUCUAAAAUGGCAGGAGCAGAGGGAGACGAUUCUCUUUAUCCCAUCGCGGUUCUUAUCGAUGAAUUGAGAAAUGAAGACGUUCAGUUGCGGUUGAACAGUAUUAAGAAGUUGUCCACUAUUGCUCUGGCACUGGGGGUGGAAAGAACAAGGACUGAACUACUGCCAUUCCUCACUGACACCAUAUAUGAUGAGGAUGAAGUUCUCCUUGCCUUGGCUGAGCAGCUCGGGAGCUUCACUGUACUGGUUGGAGGCCCAGAGUUUGUGCACAAUCUCUUGCCUCCCCUGGAGAGUUUGGCCACUGUGGAGGAAACGGUUGUGCGGGACAAGGCCGUGGAGUCUCUGCGAAAGAUCUCGCAGGAACACUCCCCUGUAGACCUAGAGGUGCAUUUUGUACCUCUUGUGAAGCGUUUGGCCAGUGGUGACUGGUUCACCUCCCGAACGUCUGCGUGCGGACUCUUCAAAAGGCACAGAGACAAAAAUGACUAA